AUGGCAAAGAGCACAAUAGUCAGGUUCACAUCAAAGUUUCUUGUUGUGGCAAGUGGUGAGAAUAGUGCAGAGAAUAUUCCAAUGAUCUCCGGACUGCAAAGUUUUCCGGGUGAUGUCAUCCACUCCUCAAGCUACAAGUCAGGCAAGAGCUACUCUGGCAUGAAUGCAUUGGUCGUUGGAUCUGGCAACUCUGGAAUGGAAAUUGCUUAUGACCUUGCGGCCCAUGGUGCCAAUACUUCAGUUGUUAUACGAAGCCCGCCUACGGGCACUAUAUAUUUUCAGUGGGUACAUGGCAAUUUCUUAUUAUAG
This is a messenger RNA of Triticum turgidum subsp. durum (durum wheat), 309 nucleotides long. The record is from the annotation of a GenBank genome assembly. NCBI's taxonomy places the organism in Eukaryota, Viridiplantae, Streptophyta, Magnoliopsida, Poales, Poaceae.